GCUGCUGCUGCACCGUCAUCAACCGCAGCACAUCCAUCGCCGCCAACCGCUGUACCUUCACCGUCACCAUCGCCUCAAACUUCGUCACCGCUUUCGUCGCCGGUGGAGUUGUCCAGUUCUUCGCCACUUGACACUUCGACUGCAGCUUCCACAUCCUCUAAAAGGAAACGAAAUUAUAUGGGUGAGGUGGUGCAAUUAGCUAAAGAGCAAAACGAGCUGUUAAAAGUGGUCAUAGACGACGGAAAAGUUUUAACAGCAGAAUGCGUUAAUGCUAUUAAAGAGCAAAGUAGUGCUACAAAAGAAUUUAUUAGUUUAAUGAAAAGCGUUUUGGAAAAAAUGUAACUUUAAGUAGUAUACAUAUGUAUGUUUAAACACUCAUGAACCAAAAAAAAUGGGUGU
This is a messenger RNA of Rhagoletis pomonella (apple maggot), 399 nucleotides long. RefSeq lists its product as uncharacterized. The annotation marks the transcript as partial. The transcript has a single exon. NCBI's taxonomy places the organism in Eukaryota, Metazoa, Arthropoda, Insecta, Diptera, Tephritidae. The record is from RefSeq and is a predicted model, not a curated record.